GCUUCCGGAUGCGGUGAAACAGCCGAGAAGUGGGAGCACACCUCACGUCCGUGGAUCAAUGUAAACGAUAAGACAGGGAAUAGACACACACACUGUCAAUAAACCAAGAGGAGAAGACACCACCGUCCGGAAUGGAGACCAAUAGGGCAGUUGGAGACUGUGUUUUAACGGCCUUUUAAUGGCGGAUGUUCCUAAGUCGGCGUUGUUUUUACCGAGUGGCCGCCGUGUUUAUAUCAUCCUGCUAGCUUAAGCCAGAGUAGCCUUAGCCUGGACGAGCAUCUACAACUUAUAUCUCCUCUCUCCGGUGGACAAAAUGGAUGUGAUCUGGAAACCUGGGAGCAUACAACGCAAAUAACACAUCCCCCCGUCUGUUUUUCUGUCGUCUGUCUGUCUGCCGGUAGGCUCCACUUAGCCUACUUUUUCCUCCUUUUGCUGACAGAGCACUUAACCAACAGUAUCCUGUGUAUGAAUGAGGAAAACAUUUCCAAGUGGAGCAGCUCUUCCUUGUUUUAUUUUUGGUUCAACACAACUCGGUUUGGUUUAGAUUAAGCUCUUCAGCUCAACAGUGAAGGAUGAAUGGCCUCUCUCUCAGCGAGCUCUGCUGCCUGUUCUGCUGCCCGCCAUGUCCCGGACACAUAGCGGCCAAGCUCGCCUUCCUGCCCCCCGAGCCCACUUACACAUUUCUUCCAGAUCCGGAUGGAGGCUCUAACACACCGGGGGGAACGGGGGCAUCGAGUCGUCGGGCAAGAAGCGGGACCUCUGUUUCAGGAGCCGCAGAAGGGAGAUGGAAGCUUCAUCUGACCGAGCGAGCAGAGUUUCAGUACUCACAAAGAGAGUUGGACACAACAGAGGUGUUCAUCACUCGAUCCAGCCGAGGGAACAGAGUUGGUUGCAUGUACAUUCGCUGUGCUCCUAAUGCCAGAUUCACAGUGCUUUUCUCCCAUGGCAACGCCGUCGACCUGGGCCAGAUGAGCAGCUUCUACAUCGGGCUUGGCACUCGAAUCAACUGCAACAUCUUUUCUUAUGACUACUCAGGCUAUGGUGUCAGCACCGGCAAACCGUCUGAGAAGAACCUCUAUGCAGACAUAGACGCUGCCUGGCACGCACUGCGCACACGAUAUGGCAUUAGCCCAGAGAAUAUAAUCCUGUAUGGGCAGAGUAUCGGUACAGUACCCACUGUGGAUCUGGCAUCACGAUAUGAAUGUGCCGCUGUCGUCCUGCACUCGCCUCUAACAUCUGGCAUGAGAGUUGCUUUUCCUGACACAAAGAAGACUUACUGCUUUGACGCUUUCCCCAACAUUGAAAAAGUUUCCAAAAUCACAUCCCCGGUGCUCAUCAUUCACGGGACAGAAGACGAGGUGAUCGACUUCUCCCACGGCCUGGCUCUGUUCGAGCGCUGCCCCAAAGCUGUGGAGCCGCUGUGGGUAGAGGGGGCGGGACAUAAUGACAUUGAGCUGUACAGCCAGUAUCUGGAACGCCUGCGUCGCUUCAUAGGACAAGAACUGGCGGUACAACACGCCUGACCAUCAUCACCAACAACAUAAAUAUUUUCCUUCUGCUUCAGCUCUUGUGUCCAAAAUGUCUCCAAAGAGCCUCCAGGACACUUUUAAUGGAUUGUGGCAUGGCUCAGUGGGACAUGAAAGAAAAGAGGAGUAUGUCCAUAACCAUCGGAUAUGCACGAGUGUAAAGGGAACUACAUUUACACUUUACUUUUUUUUUUAACUUACUUAAUAGAUACAAAAUGGCUGCCAUGUGUGGUAGCAAAUCAAUUCCUACACUGUGCAAUAAUGUGGACACAUAAACUGGACCUGCGUUGAAAUCACAUAAAAAGAUAUAGUGUGUGAUUUCACAUAAGAACAAACUGAUAUAUUAAUGAUCAUGUAGACAACUAAGACACUAUAGAGUGCAUGGAAGGCUCAUGUAGAGGGCUCUCCCUCCUCUAAAGUGUGUUUGGAAAUAUUUUAUUUUGACUCAUUAGGAGAAUAAUCAGGUUUUUAAUACACAUCUCUACACUGAGUUAUGUUAGUUCUACUUUUACAGUCAAAUGCAAUCCAAUACAGAGGCGCUAAAAUCUUUUUAGUGAAGCUUUAGUGGAGUUUUUUUGUGGCUAUAGUACCAUAGGUUUGUUUACCUGUGCUGUCAUGUUGCGCCGGACUGCAUUGCAUUGAAAUUAGAUGGAAAGAUUAAACUGAUGCACAUAUAGAGAUGUCUUUUUAUUUUGUCUGGGUAUGCUUUUUGUUGCACCAAACAUUUUGCUCAGGUAACCCCUCGUAGAAGUGCAAGUUUUGCUUUUUUUUUGUUUAAUUCAGUCAACUAAAUCUCCUCAGAUCCAUUAUGAAAAUGCAAAACCACAUGUAUCCCUUUUUAGUUUUUCACCAAAUAAUUACACCUACGUUGAAGUGCAGAAGUCCGUUUUCUAUGUCUACACCAUGCCCCAGUGGGAUUGGCUGUGUUGAAGAAGAACAGAAGAUUAAAAUCUAAAACAAAAAAAUGAGGAUGAUCCGGCCUCUUCUGUUGAGGAAUGUCUGAGUGUCUGUCCCCUGCGUCUUCUACUGUUCAUCUUGUUUGUGUUUCACACCAGUAGGUCACAGCUGUCAGAUGUUUCCCUCUGUGUCUGGAACAGAGUAACAACACUAUUAACCAGCAUCUCCAGCCUGGUUUGGUCUGUCUUUACAUCUGUCGCACAGCCAUGUUGAUCAUUUGUAUUCCAUGUUGUAGUCCAGCACCGAUCAUUAACCUACAAUGUAAUAACUGACCUACUUUACAUUUCACUUUUUUUACAGACAGGAACAUGAGUUCAUUGUGAUACACGAGUAGGACAAUGUCUUUCAUAUCUUUCACUACUAUUGUGUGUCCUUCUGCCUGGUGAAACUAUACAGUAAAUAGUUUUGUAUAAAUCUGCUCGGUAAACCUGAUUAUAUAUGCAUUUCUACUCCUUUUUUUUACAUUACACUUGACUUUGCUUCACAGCAUUAGGUGUCAGAUUGUUAAACUCCAGGAGUGCAGUAUCUUUAUAGCUGCUGGUGUGAUCUUGGUAACAACUGUUGCUUUUCUCUUGUGGUUUAUUGAGCAGUUUACUCUGAUUAUUUGGGGAAAUAUCACUCGUCAGUAUCAAGUUGCACAUUAUGCUGCAGAUCUGUUUGUGUCACAAUUCUGUCACUUUGCUAAGACGACUUACGCUGUUGGUUUUAUGUCUUUUUACUUGGCCUCUUUAGAUAAACCCUUACGUUCUUAUUUUACUGCCUCUUUUAGACUCACUCACUCUUCCUCUCCUCUCUCAGAUGAAUGAUCUGUUCUGGUUUUAGGCUCAGUCUGAAGCCUUCCUGAAAGGUGCAGCACUCGCACACAAAGCUUGAAGCCAUGAUCCCCUAAAUUAAAAUGUCUACUUAAGAAUGUCAAGGGAUUGUUGCUUUUUUUUUUUUUUUUUUUUGCUCACUGAACUCAAGUAUUUGACAUCAGACACGGUGUUGCCUUUGAGUAGUCGGGAUUUUCAGGCUUGUUUAAACAUAUAAACCAAAGUGUAACAUUUUUUUAGGGCUUCCCCUGUGUAACUGACAUGUAUUUCUGUGUCAUCAUAACCAAAGGCAACAUUAAGUUCUUUUACCGACUUUGUUAUUUAUGUCUGCUGUUUAUCUGCUAUUUUUCCAUUGUAUGUCUGAUACAGAUGAAAUAUAAAGCUGUCAGAUUGCUUGAUAUUUAUGUUUUAUUAUAUCAUGUCUACAUUCAAUAUGCAGACUUUGAAUAGCAUAAACUAACCAAGUUGUGGGUGGAUUUAUUUUUUUCAAGCUGUGUAUAAUUAUCAUUUGCUAAAGAGUACAACUAGGCAAUACAGUGGAACUGUGUGUGGGAUGAAUGAGACGAGCUUCAAGUAGACACAUGAAAAGCUUUUGUCUUAAAAGAAAAACGUCUUUUAUUGAAAUGUUUGGAGUAUUUUUGGACAUUCUCUCGUCGGGAUUGGUGUAACAGCUGUGUACCAUUUGUUGUGUUAUCACACAUCGUCUCAUUGUUUAUUGUACUAAUUUUUAGGUUUUAAAGAUAUUGUCUUUUUCCAAGAAUACUGAGAAUAAGAAGUUAAUAAAACAUAAUCAGAAAUUGCUAA
Sphaeramia orbicularis (orbiculate cardinalfish) is the source of this 4099-nucleotide messenger RNA. RefSeq names its product abhydrolase domain containing 17A, depalmitoylase b (gene abhd17ab). Gene Ontology annotation, cellular component: plasma membrane; endosome membrane. The coding region runs from base 573 to 1523 and encodes 316 amino acids. The record is from RefSeq and is a predicted model, not a curated record. Gene Ontology annotation, molecular function: palmitoyl-(protein) hydrolase activity. Gene Ontology annotation, biological process: protein depalmitoylation; regulation of postsynapse organization. NCBI's taxonomy places the organism in Eukaryota, Metazoa, Chordata, Actinopteri, Kurtiformes, Apogonidae. The transcript is spliced from 6 exons.